CCCUGGCCCACAGCUCGCCAGGAUGUCGGCGAAGGAGGGCGCACAGCGCAAGUGGACGGUGCUGAAGGAGAAGCUGGGGCCCCAGGACGCAGACCCCGCGGAGGCCAACCUGGAGAACGCCGACCCGGAGCUGUGUGCGCGCCUGCUCCAGGUGCCCUCGGUGGUCAACUACUCGGGCCUGCGCAAGCGUCUGGAGAGCAGCGACGGCGCCUGGAUGGUGCAGUUCCUGGAGCAGAGUGGCCUGGACCUGCUGCUGGAGGCCCUGGCGCGCCUGUCGGGCCGCGGCGUGGCGCGCAUCGCCGACGCCCUGCUGCAGCUCACCUGCGUCAGCUGCGUGCGCGCCGUCCUGAACUCGCAUCCCGGCCUCGAGUAUAUCCUCAGCAACCAGGGCUAUGUGCGCCAGCUCUCCCAGGCGCUGGACACAUCCAACGUGAUGGUCAAGAAGCAGGUGUUCGAGCUGCUGGCUGCCCUGUGCAUCCACUCUCCCGCGGGCCAUGCACUAACCCUCGACGCCCUGGAGCACUACAAGGCGGAGCACAGCCAGCAGUACCGCUUCAGCACCAUCAUGACGGAGCUCUCCAACAGCGACAACGUGCCCUACACCGUCACCCUGCUCAGCGUGGUCAACGCCAUCAUCCUGGGGCCCGAGGACCUCCGCACCCGUGCGCAGCUGCGUGGCGAAUUCAUCGGGCUGCAGCUGCUGGAUGUGCUGAGCCGGCUGCGGUGA
Molecule: messenger RNA, 727 nt
Organism: Tupaia belangeri chinensis (Chinese tree shrew)
Lineage: Eukaryota; Metazoa; Chordata; Mammalia; Scandentia; Tupaiidae
Product: inverted formin-2
Exons: 5
Coding region: 23-727 (234 amino acids)
Biological process (GO): actin cytoskeleton organization
Molecular function (GO): small GTPase binding; actin binding
Source: RefSeq, a predicted model, not a curated record